Messenger RNA from Daphnia pulicaria, 1997 nucleotides. It is a transcript of the gene Swim, whose product is annotated as tubulointerstitial nephritis antigen-like. The record is from RefSeq and is a predicted model, not a curated record. Gene Ontology annotation, biological process: proteolysis. The coding region runs from base 420 to 1784 and encodes 454 amino acids. The transcript is spliced from 11 exons. NCBI's taxonomy places the organism in Eukaryota, Metazoa, Arthropoda, Branchiopoda, Diplostraca, Daphniidae. Gene Ontology annotation, cellular component: lysosome. Gene Ontology annotation, molecular function: cysteine-type peptidase activity.
GCCAGCUGAAUUCCGUGCCGAAGAAACUCUGAAGGGGGGUAUGAACGAUGAGCAGCAUCCGGAUUCGUCAUUUGCGUGCUUUACCAAAUUCAUCGGCUUACGAAUUAUGCGGUCGCUGACGUUUAGUUUCGGUAGACGUCAUUUGCCCGAUCAAGCAGAAACAUCACUGGUGGGCGUGGAUUUCAGGAGGCGGGGGCGACGAAGAAAAGGAGGCCUUGCCAUUUCACCCGCUGUCUUUAAUAAAGCUGCACAACUAGUUGGAUCGCCUAGACGGAAUAUACGGAAGUAAAGGACCCUUCCCACCGACAGUUUUGUACUUUUGUAGUUUGCACGCAAAGGCACACUUCGCACCGAGGAGUUGGCACCGACACACACACAUACCCAUCGAACAUACACCCAAAAGUGAACAAUUCUAUACAAUGGAGCUGGUGUGGAGAUGCUCCAUAUUCUUGAUUUUGUUAACGGCCGGAGCGCUAGCGCAGUUUGAAGAUAUAGCAGGUGAUUAUUGCGGAGGGCGUAUUCAACGUUGCUGUGAUGGCCGAAUCGAUUCGUGUGCGAUCCCGAUUUUAGGCACUCUUUGCUAUUGCGAUCAGUUUUGCAACCGUACAGACUCUAGUGAUUGCUGCCCUGAUUAUUGGAACGUCUGCCUUGGCAUCAAACCACCUUCACCACUCAUCCAGCAACGCGGAUGCUAUCAUGAAGGUCAGAACUACCCUUAUGGCCACACGGUGCAAAUCAAUUGCAACAAGUGCGAGUGCCUCCGCUCGCUAUCAGAUUCGAGCCGAACUGAAUUUCUCUGUGAGGCGGACGCUUGUCUUGUGGAGCCAGAAGCUAUUCAAGCAAUCAACGGGAAUUCGGCACAAUUCGGUUGGACGGCUGGCAAUCAUUCCGAUUUUUGGGGUCGCAAGCUGGAAGAUGGGCUUGUGUAUCGUCUUGGUACACUCGAGCCCGAGAAAUUUGUGUUAGCCAUGUAUCCCAUCAAACAAAAGUACGACCGGAACACUCUUCCCAUGAGUUUUGAUGGGCGAAUCGAGUGGCGCGACACCCUGCAAGACGUACGCGACCAAGGAUGGUGUGGAGCGUCAUGGGCUUUUUCCACAGCCGCCGUAGCUGCGGAUCGCCUUGCCAUACAGUCUCGUGGACAUGAAGUCUAUCCGCUUUCCAUGCAAAACCUACUAGCGUGCAAUAACCGAGGUCAACAAGGCUGUAACGGCGGACAUCUUGACCGCGCCUGGAAUUACAUGAGACGUUUUGGGGUUGUAAACGAAGAAUGUUAUCCAUACAUCAGUGGCCGUACCGGUCAGGUGGAGAAGUGCAAAGUCCCGCGUCGAGGAAAUUUGGCGACUAUGAAAUGCCAACUAGUCAACGCCGCUGUAAGAAAAUCCGACAGAUCUGAUAAGCCGCCACGUAAAGGUCUGUUCCGUUCACCUCCGGCUUACCGUAUCGCCCCAUUCGAAGAUGAUAUCAUGAACGAAAUUCUUCAGCACGGACCUGUUCAAGCUACCAUGAGAGUUCAUCCUGAUUUCUUCCUUUACCGCGGUGGCGUUUACCGCUAUUCCGGUACCAACAGUCAGCAACGUUCUGGUUAUCAUUCUGUUCGCAUUUUGGGUUGGGGAGUAGAUUCGUCUAAGCGAAAUCCCACCAAAUAUUGGUUGGUGGCCAAUUCAUGGGGACGUCUGUGGGGCGAAGAUGGUUAUUUCCGUAUCGUUCGUGGUGAAAACGAAAGCGACAUUGAAAAAUUCGUUUUGGCCGCUUGGGCAGAUCAAGAAGACGAAGAACAAUAAUUAAGAAUAAGCGAAAGAGAAUAAGCGAGAGAAAGAUGUUUUCAGUUAUUAAGUUUUUGGAAGCGAAUUUUUGUUCAUUUUCUAUGCAUCUCUGGUGCUGUGUUCAUUACUUGGUAAUUCUAGUUUUUUUUUCUGAACAAUUUUUGAUUUUCGGUUUCGAUACCAUAUUCACACUUGCCUUGUCGCUUAUAAAUAACAAAUCGUUCAAAUAAC